AUGCUUGAAUACAGCCAUUAUCAGUCCCACCUGGAGAGCCCCGGUAAAUACCACCUCCAGCAGGCCCAGAGGCAGCAGGUGCGUCAGUAUCUGUCCACAACACCGGGGGGGAAGAUAGGCAGCCAGUGUCCCGGACAGCCCCCCGAACACGGCAUGCCCCCAGGACCAGGCAGCAGCGCCCCCAACAGCCCCAUGGCCCUGCUGACGCUGGGCUCCAACUGCGAGAAAGAGAUGGACGACGUCAUUGACGAUAUUAUCAGCCUUGAGACAAGUUAUAACGAUGAAGUAAUGGGACUCAUGGACGCUGGAAUCCAGAUGAACAAUGGGAUUCCUAUCUCAAAUAAUAUGUUGGAUGUGUAUGGUAACCAAGGACUCCCUCUACCAGGACUCGCAGUCAGUAACUCCUGCCCACCCAACCUCAAAAGGGAAUACUCAACUCCUGGCAUGAAGCAAGCACUGGACAAGACCUGUGGCCACUAUGAAAACUAUCAACGGCAAGAGGGCUUCCCAGUCGAAGCUGAAGUCCGUGCUUUGGCGAAAGAAAGGCAGAAGAAAGACAACCACAAUCUAAUUGAGAGAAGGCGUCGAUUUAACAUCAACGACCGCAUCAAAGAACUGGGGACAUUGAUACCAAAAUCCAAUGAUCCGGACAUGCGCUGGAAUAAGGGCACCAUACUCAAAGCCUCUGUGGACUAUAUUCGCAAACUGCAGAGAGAUCAGCAGAGGGCCAAAGACCUGGAGUGUCGCCAGAGGAAGAUCGAGCACACAAACCGCCAUCUUCUUCUCAGAAUACAGGAGCUGGAGAUGCAGGCGCGUGCCCAUGGCCUCACACUCGUCCCCACUCCCUCCGUGUGCACCUCUGAGCUGGUUGCCCGGGCCAUUAAACAGGAACCCGUGCUGGGAGACUGUCCCUCUGACCUGUACCAGUCCUCCAGCCCCGAUAUGUCCCCACACACCACACUGGACCUCAACAACGGCACUAUCUCCUUCGACCGGGCUCCGUCAGAGGAGAGCAGCUCAUACCACAGCCCACACAUGUCCCCUAUGUCCCCAGAGCAAAACAGCUCCACGGCACAGGACAAGGACCAGAGCUGUUAG
Molecule: messenger RNA, 1098 nt
Organism: Knipowitschia caucasica
Lineage: Eukaryota; Metazoa; Chordata; Actinopteri; Gobiiformes; Gobiidae
Source: the annotation of a GenBank genome assembly